Messenger RNA from Zonotrichia albicollis (white-throated sparrow), 546 nucleotides. The record is from RefSeq and is a predicted model, not a curated record. Lineage: Eukaryota; Metazoa; Chordata; Aves; Passeriformes; Passerellidae.
AUGAGGAGGGGCUCCAAACCCAGCCCAGUGUGCUCUGAGGAGAAAAGACUCACCCUGAGCCAGGAAGGUGGACAGAGCUUCAGCCAGAGUUCCGAGCUGGUGGCCCGUGAGCAGCUUCAUGAUGGGGAGAAGCCCCACAAAUGCUUGGAGUGUGGGAAGAGCUUCAGGCAGAGCAGCACCCUGAUCAGCCACCAGAUGAUCCACACUGGGGAAUGGUCCUACGAGUGUGGGGAGUGUGGGAAGGGCUUCAGCCGCAGAUCCACCCUUGUGACCCACAAAUGCAUCCACACCGGGGACAGGCCCUACCAGUGUCCCACAUGUGGGAAGAGGUUUCAGACCAGCUCAAAUCUCCAUCUGCAUGAGCGGAUUCACACAGAUGACAUGCCUUUUCACUGCCCUGAAUGUGGGAUGGGCUUCAAGCACAACUCCACCCUCAUCACCAACCAACGCAUCCACACCGGGGAGAGGCCCUUCGAGUGUUCCCAGUGUGGGAAGAGCUUCACCCAGAGCUCUCAAUUGACCAGACACCACCGGAGCCAUCAGUAA